CGGGGGGCUCCGUAAGGAUGACUUCAUACGCAACGUCUCUGCUAUGAACUACUCAUCGCCUCUAUAAAUCUCGGUCUCCCGUCGCCGACCCUCUCAUUAAUAUCUGCUGCUGCUUCGAUCGCCCCCAUCGCCAGUCGCCGAUACGCAUGACAUCCGGGCAGAUGAAAGCGAUUUACUUCCCCGAGCCCGGCCCUGCGUCCGUUCUCUCCCUGACCGAAGUCCCAAUUCCCGCCCUCGAAACUCCUUACGACAUCCUUGUUCAGAUUAAAGCAUGCGCUCUCAACCCUGUCGAUACUAAGAUUCGCAGCGGCAAGUUCCCCGCUCAUCCUAUUCUCGGAUUCGAUGCCGCUGGUGUAGUGGAGAAGGCGGGGCAGCAAGCAUUGUACAAACCGGGGGACGAAGUUAUGUACUCGGGUGCGCUGGGCCGCUCCGGCACGAAUGCGCAGUACAGCGUAGUUGACUCCAGGAUUGUCGGACGCAAGCCGAAGGGGUGGGGUUGGGCGGAGACCGCGGGUCUUCCUCUCGUGGGAUUAACGGCUUGGGAAAUGCUCGAAGGGCACUUCAACUUGAAGCCGUUCCAGAGUCCCAGUAAAGAAGAAACGUUACUAAUCGUCAACGGCGCGGGUGGGGUAGGAUCGAUUGCAACUCAGCUUGCAGCCAGAGUCUUCAAGAUAAAAAGUGUUAUUGUCACGGCGUCUCGUAAAGAGACCCGUGUGUGGGCAAAGCGCAACGGGGCGACGCAUGUCAUUAAUCAUCACGAGGCUCUAGGUCCCCAACUGGAACAGUUGGGUCUCAAGCCGACCCUGGCGUUCAUAUGUCAUGAUACUCAGAAAUAUUUGGAACCGAUUGUGAAACUGAUGAGUCCGUGGGGUCGUAUCGGUUCAAUCGUGGAAACAGAUAGCCCGCUCAACUUCCAUACUAUGGACGCGUUCGGCAAGGCUUUGUCCUUCCACUGGGAGUUUAUGCUCGCCAAGCCUGCUAACCAGUUCGACUUGGCAACGCAAGGGCGGAUGCUUAACGAUUUGACGAAAGCCGUCGAGGAUGGAGACGUGACCAGUCUGGUUACCGUCAAAGAAGUGUUAAGUCAGGACAGCUUGCAGAGAAUGCACCGAUUGAUCGAGGGAGGCGUCAGCAUGGGCAAGGUUGUAUUCGAAGUUCAGGACACCAUCCGGGAGAUGUAAUGUAUCGAUCCUGUCAUUCCCUAUUUCAGGGUUGAGCAGGUCUUAGAGAGUCCAUUUUCUUCUAUAUCCCGCUUUCUUGUCUACAUUUACGUAACGUAGGGGGAUUUUGCCGAAUCACUUAACUGUCCUUGAGCCUGAUAUAUCAGAUAUGCA
Molecule: messenger RNA, 1334 nt
Organism: Gloeophyllum trabeum ATCC 11539
Lineage: Eukaryota; Fungi; Basidiomycota; Agaricomycetes; Gloeophyllales; Gloeophyllaceae
Product: quinone oxidoreductase
Exons: 4
Coding region: 147-1181 (344 amino acids)
Biological process (GO): cellular response to oxidative stress
Cellular component (GO): cytoplasm
Molecular function (GO): zinc ion binding; quinone reductase (NADPH) activity
Source: RefSeq, a predicted model, not a curated record